This is a messenger RNA of Funneliformis geosporum, 1329 nucleotides long. Lineage: Eukaryota; Fungi; Glomeromycota; Glomeromycetes; Glomerales; Glomeraceae. The record is from the annotation of a GenBank genome assembly.
AUGAACUUUUAUAAGCAAGCUGCGGAUAUAUUAACAAAAUUAUCAGCUAGAGAAGGUUCAAUUAAGUCACUUACUCUAGCAGAUACUGUUAAGGAUAAGAAAAAAAUAAAUAUUGCUAUUUUGUUAGUACAUGAUCUAUUAUUUUCUUCGGGAGGGAUAAAGAAUUUAUCAGAUGGUCCUUACAAAACCGCAAUCAUGAGAAAUGAAAUUAUGCUGAGAGCCGAACUCGUUAAAUUAAAAAUCAAAUCAAAGGUGAAAUAUAAUGAAGAUUUGAUAUCAUCUGAUUAUCGUAAUUCAGGUAAUAUUGAUUUGGCAAAUCAUGAACCUUUUUAUGUGAGAGAUGCUAAAAUGCAUUCUAUUACAGUCGUUCUUCCGCGUUAUGUUCGUGUUAAUACUCUUAAAACUACCGUUAAAAAAGUUAUUGAACACUUUCAAUUGAAAGGAUAUGUGCUUGAAGAACCAAUUAAAGUGUUGUCGGACAUAAGCACAAGGACCAUACGCAAAGAUUUUCAUUUACCUGAUUUAUUAAUAUUACCACCAAAGACUGACCUUCAUGAUCAUUCGCUAUAUCUUUCUGGUGAAAUAAUCCUUCAAGAUAAAGCUUCAUGCUUUCCUGCUUAUAUUUGUUCUCCACCAAUUGAUUCACAUGUAAUAGAUGCAUGUGCAGCACCGGGAAAUAAAACUUCACAUCUUUCGGCUAUAAUGAAAAAUACUGGGAAAAUUUGGGCCUUUGAUCUUGAUAAGAAAAGAUUAAGGUUAUUGGAGAAAUUAACUCAAAAAGCCGGAUGUAAAAAUAUUGAAGCGGUACAUGGAUCUUUUUUGGAUGUGGAUCCUUUAGAUGAAAGGUAUUCUAAGGUUGAAUAUAUUUUACUUGAUCCAUCUUGUUCCGGGUCUGGCAUUGUAAACCGACUGGACAAAUUAGUUGAUGCUUUUGAACAAGAAACGGAUCAAUCCGACACAAGUCAAAAAUCACAAGAUCUACGAUUAAAAAAUUUAAGUGAAUUUCAAGAAAAGAUCAUUUUACACGCAUUCAAAUUUCCUUCAGCGAAAAAGAUAAUUUAUUCAACAUGUUCAAUACACCCUCAAGAAAAUGAACAAGUUAUUCAACGGGUAUUAAAACAAACUGAUGAUUUUUUAUUGGCUAAUCGAAACGAUGUUGUACCAACUUGGGAAAGACGUGGUAUUUCAAGUGAAUUCAAUGAAGUAGAAACUGCCGAUAAACUUAUUCGAACACUACCAGAAGAUUUUACGAAUGGAUUUUUUGUGGCAUGUUUUAUUCGUAUUUCGGAAAAUGAAAUAAAUGAUAACACUUCUAACCUGAAAACUUGA